Molecule: messenger RNA, 1337 nt
Organism: Guyanagaster necrorhizus
Lineage: Eukaryota; Fungi; Basidiomycota; Agaricomycetes; Agaricales; Physalacriaceae
Exons: 4
Coding region: 54-1196 (380 amino acids)
Source: RefSeq, a predicted model, not a curated record
GUGGUACUCGUAGUCGUGGCUGGUAUAAUCCCCACCGUAUACCAAUUCUCGCCAUGGCACCAAUCCUUUCAGUUGACCUGUACCGAUGCAUUGUCGAGUACUACACCCAGGAAGAUCGCAGGACGCUUCUCUCCUUGAUGUUCACUUCGCGUGCAUUUAACUACGAAGCAGAACGUAUCCUAUAUCGAUCGUUCAAUAACUUCUCCGACAUCACCACCCAAACACUCUUUCUCAACCGCGUAAUUUCGUGUCCACGCGUGGCUAAAUUCGUGCGGAGCUACAAGCUCUUUAUCACCUUCACUAUCGAUUCAGAAUUGUUGUCGGAAUUUCUGACACUCUUACAUACUGCCUUCCUCGCACUCGUCGAGCUCAAGUAUCUCGGUUUUCGAACUCUGGGGGGCUCGUCCGCUGCGCAGGUCCUCACAGGGUGCACGUUCCAGCUAGAGGAACUCGACUGGGACUGUUCUUGUGACGAACACCUUCUCAUCAAUUUUCUAUCGACACAGAAAUCGCUCCAGUCGUUCGCGAGCUGCUGGGAUCCCUCUCAUAUUCCUCCACCUCCGGAUAUCGUUCCCUUCCUCACCUCCCUUCGUGGGAGGUAUGGUCUCAUACAGGCGUUCCUUCCUGGGCGGAAGAUCACGAAUCUAGACUGGAUACCAGACAUCGAUGAUCCAGACCCAGAUAUGGCCCUUCUUGCUGAUUCUCUGGCAAAUAUCCAUACGAUGACGUUUGGAGGUUAUUUUACGCGUCCAAACCUGUCCACAAUCGCACAGUAUCUGACUCAGGUUACGAACUUGGAGUUGAGAGGGGUGCAGGCGGACGACUUGGACUGUGUCCAUCUGAUGCCCAAUUUAGAGGUGUUUACGAUUUCUAUGCGACCCGUGCCGGGAUUUUUGAUCCCCCGGAACGACCCAAACGCCGUCGUUGUCAAACUGUUCAGCGGGUGUGCCAAAUUAGAGAUCAUCACCAUCGCCUCCAAAAAGCAUGACUUCUGGCCGCAAGAUUACAGAAAGUGGGAGCGGAAGGACUUUACGGCUCAUAACGGAGAAGGAAUCAUUCCGUGGACAGAUAUCCCGUAUGUUGUAAGUGAAUGGAAGCGUUUCAACCUGCUUCAGCGUGAAAUUUUGAUACCAGCUCACUGGGUAGCGUCCCCAGGCUGUUUCCCGGGUCACUAUUGUGGAGGCUACGACAUAUGAUCCAAGCCCCAGCGGAUGAACGUGAGAAACUGGUGUGUCUCGACUCUUUGCUGAUGGAUACUCGGAACUAACAUGCCGGUGUAGCCUUCGUAAGUUGAAACGCGCCUGGACGCGUCGGAUAUGACACCCAUACUUUCAAGG